GUGUUUGGGCUGGAGACAGGACCAGUCCUCAUUGUAACAACGUACCCAGCCUUGGGCUCUCUGUUCAAUACGGAUUACGUAACUGAUGAGAAACUCAUUAUUUGAUUAUCAGUGUUCAGCUGAGAGACAGCUGGAAAGUAGAGAAUCUCAUUGACAAAAGAUUGAGACAACCAUACGCAGAUUUGCAGGCUGCACAUGUUCCUUUGCAGAUCAAAGCUCUUUAAUUCAGGAUCAAACCAGGAGGACUGCACGAACUGACCAGGAACAGGGAGGUGCAGCCAUGAUCAGCUACAACACUGGAUCAGUGUGGGAUAGCAGGAAGAGAAAGAUGUUUUAAAAACUCUCGCACCAAACAGAGACACAAAAUGGAGAGUGUUGAGAAUGGCCAUCUCACAAAAGGCAACCUGAGCAGUAAUUCGUCCCUUCCAGGUCCGGGUAAUGUAAAUGAGGUCCUGAUUACCACACUCCUCGGGGUGAUCCUAACCAUGAUGUGUGUCUGUGGCACGCUUGGCAACAUCUACAUGUUGGCGAUCGCCAUCCGAUCAAUCAAGUCUGCCGGGUCCAUGUACGUUUAUAUUGCCAACCUGGCACUGGCUGACCUUCUGUACUUGCUCACCAUCCCUUUUGUGGUGUGCACGUACUUUGCCAGAGACUGGUACUUUGGGGAGAUUGGCUGCAGGUUCCUCCUCAGCCUGGACCUCCUGACCAUGCACGCCAGCAUUUUCAUCCUCACGGCCAUGAGUGUUGAACGAUACAGGGCUGUGACCUCACCCCUGGCCAGCCAGGCUACAAAAAUGUGCCGAAGGAUGAUUACUGUUGCCAUUUGGUCAUUGUCGUGCGUCCUGACCUUGCCAAUGAUGAUUAUGAUCCAUUUACGAGAGACCAUCAGCCCUUCAGGGUCAACAAAGAGGAUUUGCUUCCCAACGUGGAGUCCUGAUGCCUACAAAACGUAUCUCACCAUUUUAUUCAAUACCAGCAUUUUAUCUCCAGGCAUUGUCAUUGGAUACCUAUACAUCCGGUUGGCACAAGCUUACUGGCUUUCAGGGAGAAUGGUUCUGGACACUAGGAACCGUACUCUAAAGCAGAAGGUCCUGUACAUGACUUUUAGCAUCAUCUUGUUAUACUGGGCGUGCUUUCUGCCAUUUUGGGUUUGGCAAUUGGUGAAACUGUACACGCACGAAACACUGAGCUUGACACCUCUGGUACAAAUGUACAUCAAUUUCUGUGUGACCUGCCUGACUUACAGUAACAGCUGCAUCAACCCGUUCCUGUAUGUGUUACUCACCAAGAACUACAAGGAGUACAUGGCACACCGCGGCAGAACUUCCACUGAGCGAGCCACCUUCAAAAGGGGGGCAAAGGAACAGUCACGGGUCCAAAAGGUCAACUGCCCAAAGGGGCACAACCAGAACUGCUCCAGCCAGAGCGGCAGGAGAGAGAUCACACAGCAGGGUCUAUGUUGGCCUCAACAAGCCAUUCUCAAGAAAUGAGUUGCCCCCAAGGUACCAUGGUCUUAUCUUUGUGUAUUCUGGAGCAAGUCUUUGAUAGACGAUGGUAACAGAACUUGGAGACAGCCCAUUUAGCUCCUCGAACCUGUUCAGUCAUUGUUCUACCAGACCUUGUCUGA
Molecule: messenger RNA, 1627 nt
Organism: Chiloscyllium plagiosum (whitespotted bambooshark)
Lineage: Eukaryota; Metazoa; Chordata; Chondrichthyes; Orectolobiformes; Hemiscylliidae
Product: urotensin-2 receptor-like
Biological process (GO): regulation of blood pressure; blood vessel diameter maintenance; neuropeptide signaling pathway
Cellular component (GO): plasma membrane
Molecular function (GO): urotensin II receptor activity
Source: RefSeq, a predicted model, not a curated record